Molecule: messenger RNA, 3515 nt
Organism: Marchantia polymorpha subsp. ruderalis
Lineage: Eukaryota; Viridiplantae; Streptophyta; Marchantiopsida; Marchantiales; Marchantiaceae
Source: the annotation of a GenBank genome assembly
ACAGUCGGAGAGCGGGGCCGUGAAAGAGCAGAGAAGAGGAGCAAGAGAAGCGAGGAUCCAUCAUUGAGAAUACAGAGCCUAGACAAGAAUCGAUGGAAUGAAACGAUGGAGAAAGCUUACAGCAGAGUCGCCGCAUUUGACAGAGACCUGUAGAGCCCAGCCAGGGCCCAGGGGUUGGUUGCGCCUGCGAACGCAAGCGAACAAGAAGAUCCGAGCGGAAUGAACGAAUGGACGGAUGGGACGUCGAGGAAAGCGAGAGGCAGAUUCGAGUGCGGUCGCAGUGAGCAGGAGUUCAAGCGGCCGAGUUGACAGCAGAGCCGCGCCUGGAGAGAAGUUGAAAUUCAGACGUUCCAGACGGGACGGUAGGUGAGACAGAAGCGCCUCCAGCAUGUGGAGAACGUCAGAAGGUGUGAAGGAUACGUCGUCGCAGCUCCAGCUCCAUCUCCAUCUCCAAGAUGCUCCGCGCCUAGAAAUCACAGCGUGGAGCGGACCAGCACGAUCAAACGCGACGCUUCGAAGCAAGUGCGUGGAUGGUGUGGCUCACAUCUUUGACCGCCUUGCGCUUGCCGGAUUUGUGAUGAGCGAGACCGUACCAAUUCGAUGCGGUCACGGAUUCGUGAUGAUGUUCGAACACUGAGGUGACACGGUCCGUCCGGCAAUGCGUGCGACAAUCUGGCACAAUCAGCGCAAUUUUCGGUUUCAUUGAGGUACCAAAGGAUGCUCUGGUGACCAAGAAAUAGCCAGUUUUGGAGGCUGAUUCACCCUUGCGAAGUCUGAAUCAAUAAGUAGGGGAACCUGGCUUAUCGUCACCAGUGACCUGAAGGUUAUGGUUAAAGAUUAUCAACCGAAAAUGGUCAACAUCCAGAGACCGAAGAAUGAUCCCCCUUCUAAUGAGAUGAUGGAGACACUGCUGACGUUCACCAUUGGCCAAGAGGUGGAGUCCAAGUCGCACGCGCAAGGUUAUCGUGGAGCGUGGUUUAAAUGCAAAAUAGAGGACAUUGACAGGGGUGGUAGAGGACAACUGCGUUUCAAGCUGCGGUACUUGAACUUUCCUGAUGAGGCAUUGCAUUGGUCGCAGGCCUAUCAGCAAAGGCAGCGAGGGAACGCGGCCACAUUUGAACUAAUGUUACGGCCACCCAUGCCACCCAUUAUAACUGAAGAAGAUCUUCCCGAUGUUAUGUUUGACGGCGUGGUGGUCGUUGUAAGAGCUUGGGAAGUUGGAGAUCUUGUAAAUUUUUGGUGUGAUGACGUCUGGUGGGAGUGUUAUGUCAGCGAGAUUGUGGAUCAAGAAACAGUCAAAGUGUCACUAUUCAAACCUCCACACGGAGAAGGCGGUCAACACAGUGUCAAGGGAAGAGCAUUGCGGCCUUCGUUGUCCUGGACUUUGGCGGAUGGUUGGAGUGUUCCAACAAUGAAGGUUGGUUGGUUCACAUAUAAUCAAUUGUGUUCGAGAACAAUGAGAAUCUAGUCACGUGUUUUUUGACUCUUAGACCUUCUCAGUUGGUUACCUUCUUUCACGAUUUUAUAUGUCAACCUGUAGAUAAUCUUCCCAUAUCCCACGUGUGUCUCUGGACUGGAAUAUAUGUUUUGUAAUCUUUCUCGAUUUUAUUGGCUACUUUACUUUUUCAAGCAUUUGAUGCAUGUCCGGCUCUUUCCUUAUUGUGUUCUCCAUGCAUGAUAACUUUUGUGAAUAACUAGUGAGUUUCAAUAUUUAACCAACUGUUUCGAAAGAUCAUUGUCCUGGUGGUCCCUUCCAAGUCUUAUCCUUCUAUGAACCCAUCUCUUCUUUUCCUUAUCGUUGUACUCAAAGAAGUGCUACCAACAAUUAUCUAGAGACUCUCCUUCGCAUAUUUGUUGUUAUUAAGUCUGAUGUCAAUCUCAUCCACUGUCAUUCAACUAAGGAGAAUCGGUGGGCAAUUGCCCAUGGAUCUGUGCUUUUGCAUCGGGGCGAGGGCCAACUGUAUCAAAGAUUUAGACAUGAAAUGAUGGUAGUAGUAAUGCUAGUAUAAUCUUGCCUUCGGUGUGCAUCCUCGAACUGAGGUAACUUCUGUGACCAUUUUCAGUCAAGGAGGACGACCAAUGUUCACUGUUUGUCCUAUGUUUGUCCUAAACCAUAGAUUCCAUUGUCUGUGUGCCUUUGUUGAGAAUAUGACAGCUAUUUAGGUUUUUAUUAUCAGUUUUUGGGUUCGCCGAAUGUUUUUAAACCAAAAUAGUGUCUACUUUUUCUUGUCUCUUGUGUUGCUUCUCGGCCAAUAUUUCUGCAGUAUAUUCGAAUGAUGUAAUUUAUUUCUCGUUUAUGUACUCUCGAUCCCGCCGAAGGCUUUGUGAGGUAUGGAAUUAACCUUGUGUAUAGACUACUUCAAUCAUGUACACAUUAGCGGAUACUUUUCCACUCACAGUAGUCUCUUGAUGUUUUGUCUGUACUAGCAGAUCUGACUUCCCAUGAAUAUUUUUUUCUCUUCGAUGACCUUCUUUUAUUAGCCGCUAUUGACCUGCUUCAAACCUGUUGAGACAUUUAGGAAAGUGACCUUCGGUUUACAUGUACAUAUGAAUUCAAGUAUGUCCUACGUAAAACAGUCUACACCUGGAACGAAUUAAAGAGAAUUGAUGAGUUUUUCCAUUAUAACACUCACGAUCAGGAUCUUGACAUGGUUGUAAGAAUGUCUUAAAGCGUCGUUGAUUAGCUUCUCCUCUAUAGCGUCCUCUGAACAUCUGUCUUAGUGUUUCUAACGGCAUUUGGUUUGCAGAAAAAUUCACAUGGUAGUCCUUGCUCAAGACUAGUAAAACUUUCUUCCAGGCUCCUUGAGAAAGUCGAUUCACCUCUGAAACGCGAUCGAGGAAUUUAUGUUGAUUUUGGAGAUUCGCCAGACGUUAUUGCUCAUCAUUCAGUUCAUGAUCUUCAAAACCAGUUUCCAGCUACCAUGAAGGUGGAGGAUCAAAGGUUUCCUUUUCUAAGUUCUGGAGAAACACCAAUGAAAGUUAAAACUGUACCGAAUCUGAGUGCCCUGAGGAGUGCAGUAGAACCACUUAUAUAUGGGGAUGGCGAAGACAGCGGUAAGGAUGCAGAUUCUGAUAUCAGUGAUAGAGAUGGAGCGGACCUUGCUGAACUCCAGAGGCUGAUGGUGAAGAGACGCUCCCAGAAGAAGAUUGAGAAAUACAGAAAACAGGUCCAGAGAUAUAUUAAAUUAGCUAGGAUAUUUCGUACCAACAAUCACAAGCUUAGAAAAGUUAUUUUGCGCAGGUCAACUGCUAAGAGGCUUUGCAGAGUAUAUUUGCACCACAUAUCGAAGGUCGUAAAGGUAGAUGGUUAGCGUCCAACACAUGGAUGUUGUGAUUGUCUCCCACGAAUUUUAAAAUAUACGGUCGUACCACGGGUUGACAAACUUCUCACCAUUUUGCCAUGUCCACUCCUGAAGCUGGACUAAAGUGUACAUGGAUGAAAGCAGAGAUCGAUCUUUUCCACUUGCUGUAAGCAGUCAUCCAUCAUUUGUAUAAAACUCUGACAAUUGGAAUGC